This is a messenger RNA of Antechinus flavipes (yellow-footed antechinus), 2989 nucleotides long. It is a transcript of the gene PLP1, whose product is annotated as proteolipid protein 1. Gene Ontology annotation, biological process: central nervous system myelination; axon development. The coding region runs from base 125 to 958 and encodes 277 amino acids. Gene Ontology annotation, cellular component: plasma membrane; myelin sheath. Lineage: Eukaryota; Metazoa; Chordata; Mammalia; Dasyuromorphia; Dasyuridae. The transcript has 7 exons. Gene Ontology annotation, molecular function: structural constituent of myelin sheath. The record is from RefSeq and is a predicted model, not a curated record.
GAUACUCAGAGUGCAAAAGUAAGCGGGGAGGAAGGAGCGCAGAGCAGCCGCUUCUUCCAGCAGAGCCAAGGCAGCCCCGAGGGCAGAGAAGCAGCCGUCGAGUCCGAGUCCCGAGUCCGGAGCCAUGGGCUUGUUAGAGUGCUGUGCGAGAUGUAUGGUCGGGGCACCCUUUGCUUCCCUGGUGGCCACGGGGCUGUGUUUCUUUGGGGUGGCACUGUUCUGUGGCUGUGGACAUGAAGCACUGACCGGCACAGAGAAGUUGAUCGAGACCUACUUUUCCAAAAACUACCAAGACUAUGAGUAUCUCAUGAAUGUGAUCCACGCCUUCCAGUAUGUCAUUUACGGCACCGCCUCUUUCUUCUUCCUUUAUGGGGCCCUCCUGUUGGCUGAGGGCUUUUACACCACUGGUGCUGUGCGACAGAUUUUUGGCGACUACAAGACCACCAUCUGCGGCAAGGGCCUGAGCGCUACGGUAACAGGGGGCCCGAAGGGGAGGGGUUCCAGAGGCCAACAUCAAGCUCACUCUUUGGACAGGGUGUGUCAUUGUUUGGGAAAAUGGCUAGGACAUCCCGACAAGUUCGUGGGCAUCACCUAUGCCCUGACAAUUGUCUGGCUGCUGGUGUUUGCCUGCUCUGCCGUGCCCGUCUACAUAUACUUCAACACCUGGACAACCUGCCAAUCUAUCGCCUUCCCCAGCAAGACCUCAGCCAGCAUAGGCAGUCUCUGUGCUGAUGCCAGGAUGUAUGGUGUCCUCCCCUGGAAUGCUUUCCCUGGAAAGGUGUGCGGCUCCAACCUUCUGUCCAUCUGUAAAACUGCAGAGUUCCAAAUGACCUUCCACCUGUUUAUUGCGGCCUUCAUCGGGGCUGCAGCCACCCUGGUUUCCCUGCUCACUUUCAUGAUUGCUGCCACGUACAACUUUGCUGUCCUGAAACUCAUGGGCCGAGGCACCAAGUUCUAAUGUCCAGGCCUGCACUUCCCCGUAGUCCCCUUUCUUUCUCUAACAGCCGGGCUCUAACCACACAGCCAGGCAAUGCGGCAUCUCCCAUCUUAACUCUCUGCCUUCAGCGCUGACUGGCCCUCCUCAUAAUCAACAAGUAUAACAAGAAAGGAGAGACUCAAUGCUGGAGGCCAUUUUCUGUCCUCUCCCUUCUGUACCUCUUUUAAGCAUUGGGCUUUCCAACUCUUCCUGCUAGAAAUGGGAAAUGGCAAAGAAAGGGACUUCCUGUCACAAAGAAAUGUUCAACUUUAAAGCAUCUCCCAAGGACCAGAUGGUACCUUCGAAUCACCAAGGCCCUUCCAUUGAUAGAGAGAGAGAGAGAAAGAGGGAGAGAGGGAGAGAGAGCGAGAGAGAGCACUUUCUCCUCACCCUAUAUAGGGGCUAGUGAUCUCCUCAUUCAAGAUAAUGGAGCACUCUCUCCUCUUCUUACUACCAUUUGAGAAGGGAGGAUUGCCCCUGUAAACAUGAAAAUCUGCUCAAAUCUACGUAGCGCAGCUGGGAGAAGAGGGUCAGAGCAAGGACCUUUCAGCUAUGAAAGGAGAGCAUUGACCCUGGUAUGAUAGAAUAUUUAAGCCUUAACUCAUCCCACCCCACUUAUGGCAUCCGUGUAGACGAGGGGCCCCUCGGCCUUGCACACUGCUAGGGAACCAGCGACUUUAAGCUCUUAGCCUCUUAUCACUAAAUAACCGUGAUAAUAGAAUAGCUCCCAAGACAACCCUGUAGUUUCCAAGGAGUAAGAGAGGAACGCCAGUUUGCAUGAGAGAGAGUGAUCCAAAGAGAGCAACGGACUGAUGGUAUAACCUAAGAUGUCCCUCUUAUAGACCCAGGCUGACUCUUUGGAUUCCAUGCCUCUGCGUGCCUCCCCACCCCCUCGCCCAUUAACCAGCCGUGUGCAACACCCUCCACUUGGUCAUACCUUCACAAUGGUGCUCUUUCCCUGGGAUGGUGUGUGUCUAGUAACCCGUCAGUGGCUUGAGGAUCUUGAUUUGUUUCCGACCAGAGGAAACGUCACAUUUCCCAUUUUUUUCCUCAUUUUUUACGAUUCCGACCUUACACCUGAAAGAGCUGCAGAAUAAUUGACGAGUAAGGGGGUUUUUCUUUGAAGGGAAAAAGAAUGGAAACCAUCCCGAGUACUAUUGAAAUAUGGCCAUCUCUGUGCAAAAGGGAAGGCUACAGGCAGGGCUUUUGGGUAGGAGCAUCGCUAAGCUGCCCUUCCACAGUGUGCAAAGGCAACCUCCAUUUGCAGAAUCAACUUUUUCAUUCUUUCUAGCCGGGGAGGGAAGAUAUGAGUUAGUACUGUCCUAAGGUGUUUGAGAGAGGGAGAAAGAAGGAAGUGGGGAAGAGAGAAAGAUGGCUUAACAGAAGGGCGGACUCUCCCUCAUGAAAGUCACAUGAAGUACCUUUCUAAAGGCAAAAGGGCCAGAGAGGAAAGCAUCUGGAAGCCAGGCGGCCAGCUCGGGCAUAUUGGGCCCUUCUCCCUUUCUUGGUCUACUUGGAUUUGGGGUUUUUGAUGCAGGACUGUGGCUCUCAGUGUGAGAUUUCUUCCUUCCUUUUUUUUUUUUUUUCUUUCUUUCUUUUUUUUUUUUUUUUGUUCCAAAGUAGCUUCGGCAGCAUUUAUGGAUAUAUGAGAUCUCUUCAAAAGGACAAAAUAUUUCUUCAAACCAGAUUAGAUAAGCUGUGUGGGGGAGGGGAGGGAAAAGAUUUAGUAAGAAACCAAUCAAGAUAAGGAAAGUAAAAGUAGUCUAGGCCUUGAGUUUUCUUUUGAUUUAACUUAAUAACCAACCUUUCCUCAACUUCCCUCAUAUGUAUACACCCACACACACAUUUAUAUACCCCCACACAGUAUUUAAUCAACUGAAAGUAUCUUCUUCAUUGCUGAUUUAAAAUUUCAACUUUAACAUAUAUAAAGGAUAAAAUGUUUAGAGCCUUCUUACAAGGUGAAUUUUAUAAAAUUAAAGAAAAUAAAUUAAAAUUAUUCUCAAUCAAACGAAA